Prionailurus viverrinus (fishing cat) is the source of this 4468-nucleotide messenger RNA. It is a transcript of the gene MARCKS, whose product is annotated as myristoylated alanine rich protein kinase C substrate. The transcript is spliced from 2 exons. Gene Ontology annotation, cellular component: cytoplasm; actin filament bundle; plasma membrane. NCBI's taxonomy places the organism in Eukaryota, Metazoa, Chordata, Mammalia, Carnivora, Felidae. Gene Ontology annotation, biological process: central nervous system development; actin filament organization. Gene Ontology annotation, molecular function: actin filament binding; calmodulin binding. Bases 2234 to 3238 code for a protein of 334 amino acids. The record is from RefSeq and is a predicted model, not a curated record.
GCUUUUGGGAAUCGCCUGGAUGGUGGUUUUGGAUCAGCCCAGCUGGGUUUUCAAGUUGGAACUCCGCUAAUACAAGAAAUUCGCGUCCACCUCGGCGGCUGGGGGCUUGGGCCAGGCCAGCGGGCUCCCUUAAGGGUGAUAACAUGUUUGGCAGGAUACACUUCUACGGAAACGUCUUUCCACCAGCUCUGGGGAAUAUGACUUCGUGAGUGAAUGAUGCAUCUGAAGGCAGUGGGCAGUGAGAAGACGAAGCUUCGUGUAACGAUGUACAGCUUGGUGAUUUUCAAAGCAACACUUGAACAAAGAGUUAUUGGCUUGAACCAACCAUCUUUUUCACUCAAAGUGUGACCCAUUUCCCUACAAUAAGCAGAAAAUAAAACUGUGAGAAUUCCGAGCCAACACCAGGAGAAAUGAACCAUUCUCUCGACUGCUUCUCCUCUCCAUAAGCAAAAGAUUAUUCAUUUCAGGAUUACUAACCGUAAACGAGAAAAGGGUCUGAUGUGGAAACGAGUGAAAACUCUGGGAGCAAAAAUGUAGGCGGUAGGAGAAUGUUUAUUAGGCUGUAUCCUUGAUUUUUGACCGCCUCCUCCCCUUCUUUAAAUCAGUGCCUUGUCUUUCACACACAAAUAGCGUCUGGUUCUUUGGUGGCGAGGGGUGCAGAUGGAGGUGCUCUGUGUCCCCUUACAGAAGCUUUUUCUCGAACCCAAGCUAGACCGGAGCGUUCAGGGAUCUUCUUGCUAUUUUUCAACAUGCAGUUUCUCGUUAGAACUGUAAUCGUCAAUCCGGUUGUUUAGCAUUUCAUCGCUGCUGCCUCCCUCCCUUCCAAGAAAGAACACACUCGCUUGCAUGCACACUUACACAUGUUCAGAAAGAGUCCAUCCGAUCCUGGCAAUCGGCUGAAAACGAUUCAUAUCUACGUGAAUUGCUUCCCAACCGCGUAUUUGGAUUCAUACACUCGAGGCUGUGUCUCGUUUCACCAUAGAGAAAAAUUGUCAUUUCAUACAGUGAUAAAAUGCGAACCGUUAUGAUCUUUUGUAAAUGGCCCUCACUUUAUAUUGUGGGGGAAAAAAUCACUAUUUGGCAAUAGUCGGGAGUGGGGGGAUUCGAUGAGCGUCGCAGGCCAAUAUCGAAAUAUUUUAUUUCAUGCCAAUGCGGGACAGGGAAGGGAGUGUGGCUUAGGCUCCUUGCCGCUUUUGCAUUUUCCACAUCUGGCCUACAGACCUAAUUCUAACUCGAGAUGUCGUUUGAUGAAAUUCGAUCUUCGUGGUUUAAAUACCUUUCAAUUCGGGGGCGAUAUAACAUUUGCAACCGUUAAAGAAACAAACCCUGUGCAAUAUCUGUGAAACCAAUAUGGAACACGGAGAAAGAAAACAUGCUGCACACAAAUCCUAACCAUUGUCUUUAACACUCGCAUACACACACACAUACACAUAAACACACAGGGAAGAUGGGGGAGGGGAGCGAGUGGAGAGAGACAGACACGGAUACAGACCGACAAGAGUCAAAGCGAGUCAAGUUAACGCUUUCUCCGCCCCCAGCCACAAGUACCCCCCCCCCGCGUUAAUUAAUUCCAAACAAAGCAAGCCAAUCAAGUGAUGCAUUAUUAUUUUCAAGCAGAGGGAGGCGAGAGGCAUGUAUUUUUUAAUUGAUUUAUUUAUUUGGAGGACAUUAAUUCUCGGUCUGAGGCUGAUUUUCAAACCAUUUGCAAAGCGCGGCUCCAUUGUUCGCCGGGCGCGCAGGCUCCGCCCCCUGCUUUGUGUGCGGUGCGCGGAUUGGCCGGCGCGCGCGGGGGCCGCGUCAGCGCCCGCGAGCCCAUUCAUCUGUGCACUUGGGCGUUGGACCCCGCAUCUUAUUAGCAACCAGGGAGAUUUCUCCAUUUUCCUCUUGUCUACAUUGCGGCUACAAAUCUGGGAUUUUUUUAUUACUUCUUUUUUUUAAAAAACUACACUUGGGCUCCUUUUUUUGUGCUCGACUUUUCCUCCCUUUUUCCCUCCCUCCUGCGCUGCUGCUUUUUUAUCUCUUCGACUUAAAUUUUUUUAUCCGGAGUGUAUUUAAUCGGUUCUGUUCUGUCCUCUUCACCACCCCCACUCCCCCCUCCCUCCGGUGUGUGUGCUGCUGCCGCCGCCGCUGCUGCCGCCGCCGCUGCUACUGCCGCUCGCCCCGUCGUUACACCAACCGGAGGCUCUUUGUUCCCCCCUUGGAUCUGUUGAGUUUCUUUGUUGAAGAAGCCAGCAUGGGUGCCCAGUUCUCCAAGACCGCUGCGAAGGGAGAAGCCACCGCGGAGAGGCCCGGGGAGGCGGCUGUGGCCUCGUCGCCUUCCAAAGCGAACGGGCAGGAAAAUGGCCACGUGAAGGUAAACGGCGACGCUUCUCCCGCGGCCGCCGAGCCGGGCGCCAAGGAGGAGCUGCAGGCCAACGGCAGUGCCCCGGCCGCCGACAAGGAGGAGCCCGCGGGCGCCGGGAGCGGGGCGGCGUCGCCCGCCGCGGCCGAGAAGGAGGAGCCGGCCGCCGCCGCCGCCCCCGAGGCCGGGGCCAGCCCCGCGGAGAAGGAGGCUCCCGCCGAGGGCGAGGCCGCCGAGCCCGGCUCGCCCUCGGCCGCGGAGGGGGAGGCCGCGUCGGCCGCCUCCUCGACGUCUUCGCCUAAGGCGGAGGACGGGGCCACGCCCUCGCCCAGCAACGAGACCCCGAAAAAAAAAAAGAAGCGCUUUUCCUUCAAGAAGUCUUUCAAGCUGAGCGGCUUCUCCUUCAAGAAGAACAAGAAGGAAGCGGGAGAGGGCGGGGAGGCCGAGGGCGCAGCCGGCGCCUCCGCCGAAGGCGGCAAGGACGAGGCCUCCGGGAGCGCCGCUGCGGCCGCCGCAGAGGCGGGCGCGGCCUCCGGGGAGCAGGCGGCCGCGGCGCCGGGCGAGGAGGCCGCGGCGGGUGAGGAGGGGGCGGCGGGCGGCGACCCGCAGGAGGCCAAGUCCGAAGAGGCCGCCGUCGCGCCCGAGAAGCCAGCCGCCAGCGAGGAGGCCAAGCCCCCCGAGGAGCCCAGCAAGGCCGAGGAGAAGGCCGAGGAGGCCGGGGCCAGCGCCGCUGCCUGCGAGGCGCCCUCAGCCGCCGGGCCCGGUGCGCCCCCGGAGCAGGAGGCGGCGCCCGCGGAGGAGGCGGCCGCGACAGCCUCGUCAGCCUGCGCAGCCCCGUCACAGGAGGCCCAGCCCGAGUGCAGUCCAGAAGCCCCCCCAGCGGAGGCGGCAGAGUAAAAGGGCCCGAGUUUUGAGAUAAUCGAAGAACUUUUCUCCCCCUCCCCCCCCCGUUUGUUUGUUGGAGUGGUGCCAGGUACUGGUUUUGGAGAACUUGUCUACAACCAGGGAUUGAUUUUAAAGAUGUCUUUUUUUUAUUUUCCUUUUCUUUUUAAGCAACAAAUUUUGUUCCCCCACCCCCUCCUCCCCCCACAGAUCCCAUCUCAGAUCAUUCUGUUACCACCAUUCCAACAGGUCGAGGAGAGCUUAAACACCUUCCUCUGCCUUGUUUCUCUUUUGUUUUUAUUUUUUGCAUCAGUAUUAAUGUUUUUUGCAUACUUUGCAUCUUUAUUCAAAAAUGUAAACUUUCUUUGUCAAUCUAUGGACAUGCCCAUAUAUGAAGGAGAUGGGUGGGUCAAAAGGGAUAUCAGAUGAAGUGAUAGGGGCCACGAUGGGGAAGUUUAAGUGGUGCGUGACAUUGCCAAGAGUAACGUACCGCUAGAAAUAAAUGAUGGUGUAAAGGCUUAGUCUUUUUCUUUUUUUUUUAAAGAAAAGUUAUUACGAUGUAUUUUGUGAGGCAGGUUUACAACACUACAAGUCUUGACUAAGAAGGAAAGAGAAGAAAAAAAAAAAAACACCAAUACCCAGAUUUUAAAAAAGAUCAUAGUCUUAGGAGUUCAUUUAAACCAUAGGAACUUUUCACUUAUCUCAUGUUAGCUGUACCAGUCAGUGAUUAAGUAGAACUACAAGUUGUAUAGGCUUUAUUGUUUAUUGCUGGUUUAUGACCUUAAUAAAGUGUAAUUAUGUAUUACCAGCAGGGUGUUUUUAACUGUGACUAUUGUAUAAAAACAAAUCUUGAUAUCCAGAAGCACAUGAAGUUUGCAACUUUCCACCCUGCCCAUUUUUGUAAAACUGCAGUCAUCUUGGACCUUUUAAACACAAAUUUUAAACUCAACCAAGCUGUGAUAAGUGGAAUGGUUACUGUUUAUACUGUGGUAUGUUUUUGAUUACAGCAGACAAUGCUUUCUUUUCCAGUCGUCUUUGAGAAUAAAGGAAAAAAAUCUUCAGAUGCAAUGGUUUUGUGUAGCAUCUUGUCUAUCAUGUUUUGUAAAUACUGGAGAAGCUUUGACCAAUUUGACUUAGAGAUGGAAUGUAACUUUGCUUACAAAAAUUGCUAUUAAACUCCUGCUUAAGGUGUUCUAAUUUUCUGUGAGCACACUAAAAGCGAAAAAUAAAUGUGAAUAAAAUGUA